AUGGAGCCCCUCUCCAUCCCUCACCUGUUCUUGCCCCUGGCGUUGCUGACAGGUCUCUGCUCCCCCUUUAAUCUGGACGAGCAUCACCCACGCCUCUUCACAGGGCCACCAGAGGCCGAAUUCGGAUACAGUGUCUUACAGCAUGUUGGGGGUGGACAGCGAUGGAUGCUGGUGGGCGCCCCGUGGGAUGGGCCUUCAGGUGACCGGAGGGGGGAUGUUUAUCGUUGCUCUAUAGGGGGAUUCCACAGUGCUCCAUGUACCAAAGGCCACCUGGGUGACUAUCAACUGGGAAAUUCCUCUCAGCCUGCUGUGAACAUGCACCUGGGGAUGUCUCUACUAGAGACAGAUGCUGAUGGGGGAUUCAUGGCCUGUGCCCCUCUCUGGUCUCGUGCCUGUGGCAGCUCUGUCUUCAGUUCUGGAAUAUGUGCCCGUGUGGAUGCUUCAUUCCGGCCCCAGGGAAGCCUGGCACCCACCGCCCAACGCUGUCCUACAUACAUGGAUGUCGUCAUUGUUUUGGAUGGCUCCAAUAGUAUCUAUCCCUGGUCAGAAGUUCAGACUUUCCUUCGGAGGCUGGUAGGAAGACUGUUUAUCGAUCCAGAACAGAUACAGGUAGGACUGGUACAGUACGGGGAGACCCCUGUGCACGAGUGGUCCCUGGGAGACUUCCGAACAAAGGAGGAAGUUGUGAGGGCAGCAAGGAACCUCAGUCGGAGGGAGGGGCGAGAAACGAGAACCGCCCAAGCAAUAAUGGUGGCAUGCACAGAAGGGUUCAGUCAGUCGAGGGGGGGCAGACCAGAGGCCGCUCGGCUGCUGGUAGUUGUCACUGAUGGAGAGUCCCAUGAUGGAGAAGAGCUUCCAGCAGCACUAAAGGCCUGUGACGCUGGAAAAGUGACACGUUACGGGAUUGCGGUCCUUGGUCACUAUCUCCGGCGACAGAGAGACCCCAGCUCUUUUCUUCGAGAAAUCAGAGCUAUUGCUAGUGAUCCGGAUGAACGAUUCUUCUUCAAUGUCACAGAUGAGGCUGCACUGACGGACAUUGUGGAUGCACUGGGAGACCGGAUUUUUGGUCUUGAAGGGUCCCGUGGAGAAAAUGAAAGCUCCUUUGGGCUAGAAAUGUCUGAGAUCGGCUUCUCCAUCCACCGGCUACAGGAUGGGAUUCUCUUUGGGAUGGUGGGGGCCUAUGACUGGGUGGGCUCCGUGCUAUGGCUUGAAGAAGGUCGCCGCCUUUUCCCCCCACCAACUGCCCUGGAAGAUGAGUUUCCCCCUGCAUUGCAGAACCACGCAGCUUACCUGGGUUACUCUGUUUCCUCCAUGCUUCUGCCUGGUGGACGCAGGCUCUUUCUCUCGGGGGCACCGAGGUUUAGACAUCGAGGAAAAGUUAUCGCUUUCCAGCUAAAGAAAGAUGGGGUUGUGAGGGUCGCCCAGAGCCUCCAGGGGGAUCAGAUCGGCUCAUACUUUGGCAGCGAGCUCUGCCCAUUGGAUACAGAUAGGGAUGGGAUAACUAAUAUCUUACUUGUGGCGGCUCCCAUGUUCCUGGGUCCCCAGAACAAGGAGACUGGACGCGUUUAUGUAUACGUGGUGGGCCAGCAAAAUUUGCUGAUGCUCCAAGGAACGCUUCAGCCAGACCGCUCCCAGGAUUCUCGGUUUGGCUUUGCCAUGGCUGCUCUUCCUGACCUGAACCAUGACGGUUUCACUGAUGUAGCAGUGGGGGCACCCCUGGAGGAUGGACACCAGGGAGCACUGUACCUGUAUCAUGGAACCCAGACUGGAAUCAGGCCACAUCCUACCCAGAGGAUUGCUGCUGUCUCCAUGCCUCAGGCCCUCCGAUACUUCGGCCGAAGUGUAGAUGGCCGGUUAGAUCUGGAUGGAGAUGAUCUCGUGGAUGUGGCUGUGGGUGCCCAUGGGGCAGCCAUUCUGUUCAGUUCCCAGCCCAUCAUCCACCUGAUUCCAACCCUCGAUGUGAUACCUCCGCACAUCAGUGUGGUUCAGAAGGACUGUAAGCGACGGGGCCAGGAAGCAGCCUGUCUGACCGCAGCCCUUUGCUUCCAAGUGCUGUCUCAAACUCCUGGGCGUUGGGAUCGCAGAUUCUACAUACGGUUCUCAGCAUCACUGGAUGAGUGGACCACUGGGGCACGUGCAGCAUUCGAUGGCUCUGGCCAGCGGCUGUCCUCUCGGCAGCUCCAGCUCAGUGUUGGGAAUGUCACUUGUGAACAGCUGCACUUCCAUGCACUGGAUACGUCGGAUUACCUCCGGCCAGUGGCCUUGACUGUGACUUUUGCUUUGGACAACACCACGAAGCCAGGGCCUGUGCUGGCUGAGGGAUCCUCUACGUCUAUACGAAAGCUGAUUCCCUUCUCAAAGGACUGUGGCCCUGACAAUGAAUGUAUCACAGACCUGGUGCUUCAAGCUGACAUGGACAUCAGAGGCUCCAGGAAGUCCCCAUAUGUGGUUCACGGUGGCCGACAGAAAGUGCUGGUGUCAGUGACCCUGGAGAACAAGAAGGAGAAUGCCUACAACACUAGUCUGAGUCUCAGCUUCUCCAGAAACCUCCACCUGGCCAGUCUUACUCCUCAGAGGGCCAAGUCAGUGAAGGUGGAGUGCGCAGUCCCUUCCCCCCAUGCCCGGCUCUGCAUCGUGGGGCAUCCGGUCUUCCAGGCUGGGGCCAAGGUGACCUUCCUGUUGGAGUUUGAAUUUAGCUGCACCUUCCUCCUGAGCCAGGUCUUUGUGAGGCUGACUGCCAGGAGCAGUAGCCUGGAGAGAAAUGAGACCCUUCAAGAUAACACAGCUCAGACCUCUGCCUACAUCCGAUAUGAACCUCACCUCGUGUUCUCUAGUGAGUCCACUCUGCAUCGGUAUGAGGUUCACCCUUACAGGACUCUCCCAGUGGGUCCUGGCCCUGAAUUCAAAACCACUCUUAGGGUUCAGAACCUUGGUUGCCAUGUGGUCAGUGGUCUUGUCAUCUCUGCCCUCCUUCCAGCUGUAGCCCAUGGGGGUAACUACUUCCUGUCACUAUCUCAAGUCAUCUCUGGCAAUGCAAGCUGCACAGUGCAGAACCUGACUGAGCCCCCAGGAUUCCCUGUGCAUCCAGAGGAGCUUCAGCACACAAGCAGACUGAACGGAAGUAACACUAGGUGUCAGGUGGUGAGGUGUCACCUUGGACUGCUGGCAAAGGGGACUGAGAUCUCUGUCGGACUGCUGAGGCUGGUUCACAAUGAAUUCUUCCGGAGGGCAAAGUUCAAGUCUGUGACAGUGGUCAGUACCUUCAAGUUAGGAACUGAGGAGGGCAGUGUCCUACUGCUGAAUGAAGCCUCCCGCUGGAGUGAGAGCCACUUGGAGGUGAUUCAGACCCUCCCUACCCUCAUCUCCCUGUGGAUCCUCGUGGGCAGUGUCCUGGGAGGGCUGCUCCUGCUUGCUCUCCUUGUCUUCUGCCUGUGGAAGCUUGGUUUCUUUACCCGUAAGAAAAUCCCCAAAGAACAAAGUGAAGAGAAGUUGGAGCAGUAA
Messenger RNA from Arvicanthis niloticus (Nile rat), 3501 nucleotides. RefSeq names its product integrin subunit alpha 10 (gene Itga10). Gene Ontology annotation, cellular component: external side of plasma membrane; integrin complex. Gene Ontology annotation, molecular function: integrin binding. Gene Ontology annotation, biological process: cell-cell adhesion; cell-matrix adhesion; cell adhesion mediated by integrin. NCBI's taxonomy places the organism in Eukaryota, Metazoa, Chordata, Mammalia, Rodentia, Muridae. The record is from RefSeq and is a predicted model, not a curated record.